AUUCAACUUUUUACAAAUUCCACUUUAUUCUCUUCUCACGAAGUACAAUUCUUCUCCGAAUCUAUGGUAAAAUUGAAACUCCCACUAAGAUUCUUGUGAUGAUACAUUGCAAGCCGAAUGAUCCAAAGAUCAUCAUCAUCUUUCCUUUACUCGGCGUCAAUCAAAACCCUUUUAAACCUUUGCAAAUCUGAGAUUCAGCUUCAUCAAAUCCAUGCCAGAAUCAUCCAUAAGGGUCUUGAGCAAGACCAGAAUCUCGUCUCCAUCUUCCUCUCUUCGUCCUCCUCUCUCGUUUACUCUUCCUCUGUUUUCGAGCGCGUUCCUCAUCCUUGCACUAAUCUCUGGAACUGCUUCAUAAAAGGGUACUCUAAAAGGUUUCUCUUUUUCGAGACUGUUUCGCUUCUUGUGCGUAUGAUGAGACAAGGCUUGGCUCGGCCUGAUGUGUAUACUUUCCCUUUGGUUAUGAAAGUUUGUGCUAACAAUGGACAGGUCCGUGUCGGGUCAACGGUUCAUGGAUUGGUUCUGCGAAUUGGGUUUGAUAAAGAUGUGGUUGUGGCUACAAGCCUCGUUGAUUUCUAUGGCAAAUGCAAGGACUUGUUGAGUGCACGCAAGAUGUUUGGUGAAAUGCCUGUGAGAAAUGCGUUUUCUUGGACGGCUUUAAUUGUAUCCUAUAUGAAAUCCGGGGAGUUAGAGGAAGCGAAGAAGAUGUUCGAUGUUAUGCCUGAGCGUAAACCGGGAUCUUGGAAUGCAUUGAUCGAUGGGUUUGUGAAAUCCGGAGAUUUGGUGAAUGGUAGGAAGCUGUUUGAUGAAAUGCCUGACAAAGACAUAAUUUCGUAUACUUGCAUGAUCGAUGGAUAUGCUAAAGGCGGUGAUAUGCGUUCCGCUCGGGUUUUGUUUGACCAGGCGAGAGAUGUUGAUGCUAGAGCAUGGUCAGCUUUGAUAUCGGGUUAUGUACAGAACGGCCAGCCAAACGAGGCGGUGAAAAUUUUCUACGAAUUGUGUGAGAAGAAUGUGAAGCUUGAUGAGUUUCUGAUGGUGGGUUUGAUGUCAGCUUGUUCUCAGAUGGGUAACUUUGAGUUAUGUGAACAGGUUGAUUCUUAUCUGCACCAAUGGAUGAACAGGUUCUCUAGUCAUUACGUUGUGCCUGCUUUGAUAGACAUGAAUGCCAAAUGUGGCCACAUGGACAGAGCAGCAAGAUUGUUCGAAGAGAUGCCUAAGAAGGAUCUUGUUUCCUACUGUUCGAUGAUGGAAGGAUUGGCUAUUCAUGGGUGUGGAGGCGAAGCUGUUCGUUUGUUUGAGAAAAUGGUAAAUGAAGGUAUUCUUCCAGAUAAAGUUGCCUUCACAGUAAUAUUAAAAGUUUGUGGCCAAGCAGGGCUUGUUGAUGAUGGGUUAAAGUAUUUCGAGUUGAUGCGUAACAAAUAUUCCAUUGUGGCGUCUACUGAUCAUUAUUCUUGCAUUGUGAGUCUUCUUAGCCGGUGUGGGAAGCUCAAAGACGCAUAUGAGCUAAUCAAAUCCAUGCCUGUGGAAGCUCAUGCUAGUGCUUGGGGUUCGCUUUUGGGUGGUUGUAGUUUACAUGGAGAUACCGAGAUUGCUGAAGUAGUUGCAAGGCGACUCUUUGACCUUGAACCGCAAAGUGCUGGUAGCUAUGUACUUUUGUCAAAUAUUUAUGCAGCUUUAGACCGGUGGUCUGAUGUCGCUCAUAUUCGGGAUAAAAUGAAGGAGAAUGGCAUCAAAAAGAUUUCUGGUCGAAGUUGGACAUGUCGAUAAUCUCUUGUCAAGACUUUGGUUCAACUUCACAAGACAUACAGGCGAAAGCACCAAAGGAAGUUCACUUUUUGAAAAUGGAAAGUGGUUGAAGAAUGUAAACGAUCUAUGUUUGGACUUCACAGUUCACAGGGGCUUCUUUUGCUAUCUAACAGAUACAAUCCUCUUUGGUGCUGUGCUUUGAGGGUGUCCAAGAUAACAACCAAGAAUGAGGCUAACAAUAAGAUUUUGUUUAUGGUUUGAUUUGUCUAAGAGCUCUCUCAUUGCUUCUCUAUUAUUCAAGAAGGAUGAAAUCUUCAGGUGCAUGGCCAAAAUUGGAGGGGACAAAGAUCUCUAUUUUUUCCAAUUGUCUAGUUAACAACUUUCUUGGCGCAUCUCUUUGUGGAUAAGUGAACAGACAUUUAUCAUCUUUGGAGUGGUUUGAUUCUUUUGUAAC
Messenger RNA from Eutrema salsugineum, 2197 nucleotides. RefSeq names its product putative pentatricopeptide repeat-containing protein At5g37570. Lineage: Eukaryota; Viridiplantae; Streptophyta; Magnoliopsida; Brassicales; Brassicaceae. Bases 118 to 1764 code for a protein of 548 amino acids. The transcript has a single exon. The record is from RefSeq and is a predicted model, not a curated record. Gene Ontology annotation, biological process: RNA modification. Gene Ontology annotation, molecular function: protein binding; RNA binding.